Messenger RNA from Cryptomeria japonica (Japanese cedar), 249 nucleotides. RefSeq lists its product as uncharacterized. The record is from RefSeq and is a predicted model, not a curated record. NCBI's taxonomy places the organism in Eukaryota, Viridiplantae, Streptophyta, Pinopsida, Cupressales, Cupressaceae. The transcript is spliced from 2 exons. The coding region runs from base 1 to 249 and encodes 82 amino acids.
AUGGCAACUUUGCAAAUGCUGCCUAACAUAUGGGUGGAUAUUCAACAUUUGAGUUAUCCACGACAUCCUCUAAAUCUCAUCCUUGCAGAAUCAUUGUACACCUGUAGCGGGUGUAAAAAAUAUGGAGCUGGAAUCGGAUAUAGGUUUGGCUUUAUGAUUUCUUUAUGCACCACUUGGGUAUAUUACUGCAUUCCCUGCCAAUUCUAUCUCCAUGAUCUCUAUGCAAAAGGUGUCAUAAAUGGCCUCUAG